GGAAUUGAGGUGAUGGGUAAGCUAGUGGAUAAACAGUUACAGAUCAUCGAUGAAGCACAAGAGAAGGCUGAAAAUUUCUUAAAAAAGGAGAUAAAGUUAGACAUCGUACCCGAUAAAUCCUGGCAAACUGAUGAUAUGUUCAUCCCAGCCGGUUACCACAUGAACUCACACAUCUCCAGUGAAGACAGCGCUCCUAAGGAAGUCGGUGAGCCACCCUAUACCUACCCAGCAGGCGUUGGGAACGUGUUAAUGAAUGGCUGUUGGGGCACUGGGUACCAAGAGGGAGAUCCUUGCUACGCUGCUCGGUGGAAAUUAGAAGCAUGCUUGAACUUGAUUGACGGCGCGGCUUUUAUGGGUGUUGGAUUUGACGGGCGUGGUGAGUACAGCCCCGAAUCAAGAAAAAUGAGCAUCGUGCAGCGAAACUGCGCUGGGAAAGCAACAUACGAUGAUUACGAUGUCCCUGACACAAUGAACGUUCAUGGCAUCUACGACACCAAAGCGUCCAUGGUGACCUUUGAGAGCCGCAGUGAGUUUCAGAAAUACUUACAGGAAGAGGCUGGGGUGUCUGGGUCGUACUUCGGCUUCUACGCGGGCGUCAAGGUGGGUUGGGGCGAGUCAGAGACUCAAGCCAGUCAGAAGUAUAUGGCUCUCCUACACGUUGACAUCAACAGGUAUGAGAUUUUUAUAGACGAAGUAAAGCCAAAGGACUUAAGUGCGUCGUUUCUGAAAGAAUUUAUGGCCCUACCGACCUCUUACUUUGCGGCAGGAGCGCCCAUGAAGUAUUUGGAUUUCAUACAGAGAUGGGGCACUCACUACAUCAAGUCUGCUAAGUUUGGAGGCCAGCUCCAGAUUCGUAAAUUCAUGGACGCAAGUGACGUUUCCAGCAAGAAAGAGUUCGCACGAGAAAUGGAAGUGGAAUACAAAUCCUUGUUCGCUAGUGUUGGAGCUAAGGAAAGUAGAAGAGAGGGAGAAUCGUCCAGGCAACAGGCAAAAACAACAUCGACGACGAUUCUUGCCAUGGGAGGAAGUCAACAAAUUGCUUCUAUUUUAUCCGACGCAUAUUCGCCAGCUUUUAAGAACGAGUUUAAGGAUUGGCUUGCAUCAAUUCCUCAAUAUCCAAAGCCGUUUGAGUUUCAGAUGGCUUUAGUUACAACUCUUCUUAACUUCCGACUUCACGAUUUGUUUCCCGAAGAGAGAAGUAACUGGGGAUGCGAAGGAAAUGCUGCAAAACUCAAAGAAGAGAUCUCAGCAAAUGAAGACAGGUUAAAGUUUUAUGAAACGGUGGACUCCAACGGGACAGUUCAGAAGUACUAUUGUAAGUUUGAUAGCCGAAAGUCUCUGGAGGAGGCAAUUACAAGGAGAAGAAUCAGCUUGACCAGAGCCAUUGAAGUCUACAUGAAGGAGGGCCCGAAUUCGAUUACGGACAUUCAGUUACCACCAUGCAAUAAAGACAGUCAAACAAAACCCGGAGCUGCACAACCGGAAACAACAGACCAAGCCGAUGAAGCAGUAAAACACAAAAAAGUGGUCGGCCUUAGCUGGCAGCAUAUCACAAAAGACAAAGCCUUAUUUCGAGUUAUCUUUGACAUGAGAAACGAUUUGAAAGGUACCAAGGACUUCAGUGACAUUCCGAAAAAUAUGAGUCGUUUGGUUCGCUACAAAGAUGGCAAAUGGUUCACGGCUGAAAAAGAUGGCUCUUUUCACCUCUACAAUGCCUUCAGAAAUGGAAAAAGCGGCGAUUCUCAACAGCAUAAAAUAUCUAUUCUUGGUCUCGUGCUUUCCUUCAAUCCAAACACCGGCGGGCUGACCCUUUUGUCACGUGAUUUUGAAGCGUCAAGAGUGUUUUUCCCAAACCUUCACGAUACACUGGCAGGAAAAGAGCUGGGGCGAGCCGUUUUAGAUUCGAGUAUCUCCGAGUCUGGUGCUUCAAAGCGUGAAACCUUAGCUGACCCUCCCUGCAAUGUCAAGUGGUCAAAUGCUCUCCGGUUUGAUCCUACUGAAGCCAAAGGGAAGUGUCUCCAUUUCACAGCCUCUAGUGAGGGAAACAUUUUUGUCGUGUUUGCAACUUUACCGAUCGAUAAGACCUCUUGGUAUUACAUUGAAAUUACACCUCAGAAAGUGGCUAUUUACAAGGGACUCGUACUUAAGACCUCCACGACAAACAUCAAUGCGAGAGGUCUGGGCGAUCCAAACCUGCUUCAGUCAUACUUUGUGUGCGUCACCGAGUCCGAGUCAAGCACACUUAUUGAAUAUGGUAAAACACUGGGAACCACUCAAAGUGGUGACGUGUACCUCAACAUGCUUGACUUGGAAAAGCCGCUGAAUGCUCGCUUUUACGCGUUUGGGAAUGGAGACAAGAAAGCUGACGUCAUUGAUGCCCACAUAGUAGCACGUGAUCAAACAAAAGCCGAGUGUAAAGGCGACACGUUUAUCGACCUGACCACAAGGCUGUGCACGCAAGAAUGUCACGAAGACUGCGAUCCCUUAUACGGUUGCAACACAUUGUCGUCGGGGGAUCCUUUACCGACUGAGUGCAAUGUUUGUCGAGUAGCCAAAGAUAAGAAUACCGGCAGUUGUCUUCCAGAGUGUCCCCCUGAAAAAUUCCUCACAGCUGAUAAGCUGUGUGUCGACCUCAGUUCAACUUAUGACAUGGAGUUCCAAACCGAGGACAACGCCCUAAGGGCGAGUGUCAGGGAGAUACCUGAGUUACAAGCUUUAACCCUGUGCUUUUGGAUUCGUCUUCCUCAAGGCUACAAGACAACACGUUUUCCCUACCCCAUAAUCGAUUACAGAACUGGAAGCAAUAGACUUGAAACAGUCACGGUGUACUUGUCUGAAAACCAUGAGACAAAAGAUAUCAAACUGGAACUGACCUUUAUAGUAGGAGGAGGGGAAACGUUAUCAGUAGGCGUCUUAUCAGAUCAAAACUGGCACCAGAUCUGCAUUUCGUGGGCAGGCCACAGUGGGGUGACCAUACAGUACCUAGAUGGUGUGCGCAAGGUGGCCGACACUCGACACAUAGGAACCUUGGAGGGUGGUGGAAGGCUGACAGUCGGUCAUCACACAGAGUAUGUUUAUCAAAUAACCGGCUUGCAUCUCUGGGACAAGGUGAUUCCUCCCGAAGAGAUCGCCGAGUUUGCCACAGCGUGUGAAAAAGGAAAUGGAAACGUAAAAACCUGGGCAGAUUUUUACGAUUUUGCGGUGGAAGAAAAGAUCAAAAUUAACACGCCUUCAAAUUGUCGGGUGAGCCCAAGUGAUGCUCAGUAAAUAGUAUGGAAAAUCUUGGCUUAUAUUGUCCCAGGUCACAUUCAGAAUAAAAGUCAUUUGAC
Messenger RNA from Pocillopora verrucosa, 3329 nucleotides. RefSeq lists its product as uncharacterized. NCBI's taxonomy places the organism in Eukaryota, Metazoa, Cnidaria, Anthozoa, Scleractinia, Pocilloporidae. The record is from RefSeq and is a predicted model, not a curated record.